Messenger RNA from Scaptodrosophila lebanonensis, 3064 nucleotides. Its product is annotated as zinc finger protein 681. The coding region runs from base 807 to 3032 and encodes 741 amino acids. Gene Ontology annotation, biological process: regulation of DNA-templated transcription. Lineage: Eukaryota; Metazoa; Arthropoda; Insecta; Diptera; Drosophilidae. Gene Ontology annotation, molecular function: RNA polymerase II cis-regulatory region sequence-specific DNA binding; DNA-binding transcription factor activity, RNA polymerase II-specific. The record is from RefSeq and is a predicted model, not a curated record. The transcript is spliced from 2 exons.
AAAUAAAAUCAAAAGAAUAAAAAAAUAAAUAAAGAAAUAAAGCAAAGCCAAACAACACAAGCAAAAAGCAAAGAAAAAGAGAGUAAAGAAAAAGGAAGCAGCGCAGAGUAACAGGCCAAAGGAUAUACAUAUAUGUAUAUGAACGCAUGCAUCAAAUACUAUAGCGAAACCGUUAUGUUUAAUCCCAUUGUGUAAAAACAAAACGUAAAAACGUAAACGCGAAUGUAAAAAUCGAUAAACGAACGACAACACGCAGCAAAACGUGUCGAAAAGUUGACCAACAAAAUUGGCCAAAAGAGAGACUCCAGCGGUAUCGUCUGCUCUGUGUUUUUGCUGAUUGCGCUUCGAGGCCUAACGGAAAAAUGUGUGAAGUGGCUGUGAAAUUUGAAAAGUCCUAAUAGCAACAACUACAACAACAACAACAACAAACCAAUUUACCAUUUUAAAAUGCAAUUGAAAUAACACGCCGCCAGCACUACAAUGCCAACAACUUAACAAUAAAUCUUACCAAACAUUUCGGCGAGCCAACUCUUUUUUCACAUGAGUUAAACGUAACGAGAUAAAAACUGCAACAUUUCCUUUCCGCUUUUGCAACAUACGUAUACCCUACGACCUACGACGAUCUUUGCUCGUUCGAAACUAAAUAUUCACCUCACGGACACUCCAUACACUCGACACUCGACAAACUACACUCAAGAAUCCAAUUGCUGGACCAAGCCCAGAUCCAUAACCAGUCCCAGGCCGCAAUUCUUGCCCACUACUACCACUUAACACUUAUUUGAUUCAUUUGGCCAUAUCGCUUCACCAUGCCGCGGUGCCUGAUUGCCAAGAAAUGGAAGGCCUAUCCUUGGCUCGACCGUGCCGAGGAUAGCCAAACAAACACAACCGAAGCUUCCAUCACUGAUGCGUGCAUGAGCAUUAGCAUCAUACAAAAACGCGAUACGAGCUCACCCUCGUCCUUGCCUACGCCCACACCCACAUCCACAUCCACAACGGGAGCGUCUAUGGCACUUAAGUCGCGACGCUCCACACUGGACGAUGACGAGGAGAUCGAUGUGGUCGGCGACAAUGCCAAGGUCGUGACGAGCGCAAAGUUGGACAAGCAACGCACAACUGCCGCGGCAGAAGUACUAUCCGAGAGCACAACAACAACAACAACAGCAACAAACACCACAACAGCGACACCAACGGCCAAGUGCUGGGGUCCCUCCUCACCAACGGCUGGCACUACGGCACCCAGUCCGCCGCCGCACUCGCCCGAGGCAGCGACGCGCGUGGCCACAAAUGUCUAUAAUGGAUAUACGCGCGAAUUAUCGCCUCUUCAUUACACCGCGUACCUGCCCAGAAUGAAAAGCGAGAUAACGGUUAUUCGUGCAGCGGCCACAGCACUGGUGGCAGCCGCCUCCAACAGCAGCGUCGCGGCAACCACAAAUCCAGCUCACGAGCAGCCGACGGUCGUCGCCAUGCAGCAUUUGUCCUCGUACCAAACGCCGCCCUCGUCAACGACCUCCUCGCCGUCUUGCUCGCCCACAAGCCAUGGCAGCGAUCGCUACAGUCCGCAUAGCAUUCACAUCAAGACCGAGUCCUAUGCGGCUGAGCAUUUGUUGGGACACACAGCCAGCGAACGGAAAUGCUUUAGCAGUACGGGUGCAACUAUCUCAUUGCCGCCAAAGAAGAAGGACAUCUAUAGGCCUUACUCGCUGGAGGACAAACCCACGCACUAUGCAAGUAACGUGGAGAGCGGUGCAGCUGCAAUUGUUGGCUUUCGUAAGCGCAUUCCGGCUGAGGAGGACUUGCAUGCGGCUCAUGCCAUACUCGACCUGAGCGCCUCGACCGCAUUCCAUCCGCCCACGCAGCCCCAUCAACUGCAUCAGCAUCGGCCGCCAUCGCAUUCAUCGCAUCACUUGCCACUGCAGCAACAGCCACAGCAGCAGCAGCAGCAGCAGCAACAACAACAACAACAACAGCCGCAGCAGCAGCAACCCCACUCACACGCCCUCGCCCACUCUGGAGCGCAGACGUUGGAGGCGCAUGCGCAUGUACGCAGCACGUCAUCGAUUGCCGAAUUGGCUGCAGCAGCCAGCGCCGUUAAUGAACAACGCCCCUUGAGCAAUGCCUCGAGCGCUUUGAGCGCUAGCGACAGCCUUGGCAGCCUUGGGAGCGAGCGACAGCCCAGCAGCCCGGCCAGCGUGCAGAAUGAGAACAGCAACACCACUAACCAGCUGCAAUUGCAUCAGAGUCGAGAACAUGGUCCGCUGAGUCCGCUGCAAGGCCACCACGACGGGGAUAAUGGUCAGAAUGGAGCAGCCAAAACAGUUGCCUACACCUACGAGGCCUUCUUCGUUAGCGACGGACGCUCCAAGCGCAAGCAUGUGGCCGAUCCAGCCGCCGUUGUGGUGCAGGACCAGCAGAAGACCAAGUACACAUGCUCCGAGUGUGGCAAGCAGUAUGCCACCUCCAGCAACCUGUCGCGCCACAAGCAGACCCAUCGCUCUCUCGACUCACAGUCUGCAAAGAAGUGUCAUACCUGCGGCAAGGCCUAUGUCUCGAUGCCGGCGCUGGCCAUGCACGUGCUCACCCAUAAGCUCUCGCAUAGCUGCGGCGUUUGUGGCAAACUCUUCUCCCGUCCCUGGCUACUUCAGGGCCAUCUGCGCUCCCACACUGGAGAAAAACCCUACGGCUGCGCCCACUGCGGCAAGGCCUUUGCGGAUCGCUCGAAUCUGCGCGCGCACAUGCAGACCCACUCGGUGGACAAGAACUUCGAGUGCAAGCGUUGCCACAAGACAUUCGCGCUCAAGUCGUACCUCAACAAGCAUCUGGAAUCAGCCUGUCUGAAGGACGAGGAGGAGCUGAUGAUGACGAUGCAUGGCGCCGGUGGCGAUAGCAAUAGCGAGAGCGGCGCCAGUCUAGCAUCGCCCACGCACGAGUUCCAGCAUCGUUUCGACGGCGCUCUGGAACGUGUCAAGGUGGAGCCGACGCACCCGCCUUUGGCGCUAUCGGUGCCGAUGGCAAUUGGGGCCUUUGCUGUCUAAGUGAUGUGAGUAAGGGGGACUGGAUGGCAGAA